This is a messenger RNA of Ilex paraguariensis (yerba mate), 447 nucleotides long. NCBI's taxonomy places the organism in Eukaryota, Viridiplantae, Streptophyta, Magnoliopsida, Aquifoliales, Aquifoliaceae. The record is from the annotation of a GenBank genome assembly.
AUGCCUCUUUAUGACUGUAUGCUGUUGUUGAAACCCCAUGUGAAGCAGGAGGCUUUGAUGGACUUGGUGGCUCGAGUAGGAAAACAUGUCUACAUGAAAAAAGGAGUGCUCACAGAUAUGAAGUCUUUCGGAAAAGUUCAGUUGGGGUAUGGUAUUAAGAAGCUGGAUGGAAAAUAUUAUCAGGGCCAAUUGAUGCAGAUGACAAUGAUGACACCACCCAAUUUCAACAAAGAGCUGCAUUACCUCAACAAGGAAGACCGAUUGCUGCGCUGGCUUUUGGUUAAACACCGAGACAUCAAGUAUGGGUUAGAGUUUUUUGGUGAAGACGAUGGAAAAGGUGAGCUGAGCAAGUUUCGAAGCAACUUGUAUGAAGAUGAGGAUGUUGAUGAGGAUGAUGACGAUGACGAUGAAUAUGACGUCAACCAUGAGGAGAGGAAAGAAGACUGA